AUGGCCACCAAUUCAUCAUUCAGCAUAGAUCCCCUUCUCGCCCUCCGCCAAUCCCUCCUCUCCAACAACCCCCCACGACCGACAACUUCCUCCUCCCCGACCGACCCACCCACCGACACCGAAACCGACCUCGAUCUCGCCAAAGCCACCCACCUGUACUUCCCGCAUACCCCGAGCAGCAGCAGCAGCAGCCCCCAGAUCAUCCCCCUCAACACCCCGACGCGCUUCGUCUCCAGCACGACAGGCGAGGCCGUCGACCUGCGCAGUAUCUUCUUCGCGUGGCUGAAGAAGGACGUUGCGAUCCCGGAGUAUAUCGCCGAAGCGGAGGGGCUGAACCAGGCCCUCAAGGAGAAGCGGAAGGAUGAUCCCGAGCAGCCUGAAGAAAAGGUCCAGAAUCUGGUGUUCGUCGAGCGACUCGAUCUCCUGACGUGGCUGGAGGGCGCGUCCGAGGAGAGUGAGUACAUCAAGCCUCUCGAAGGCGAGGCCGCUGCCAAGGCGGCCGCGGCCGCGGCAAUGGCUGCUGCUACAGCUGCUGCUGCCGCUGCGGGCGUGGAGAGUAGCGUUGGUGCGCAGGCUCAGGCGUCGGCCAAUAUUGCUUCGGGGGCGGCCGGGGGUGUUGCUACGGUGCCGAGUGGGAGCGGUGCUGGUGCGACGGGAGGGGCUGCUGCGGCUGCGGCGUCUGGGGGUGCUCAGCAGCACGGUAGUCGGGCGGCCAAGGUGAUUGAUCCGAGGUUACAGGAGAUUUACAAUGGGGAGAGGAAGAUGGGGGAUCGGAAUAGUGUGUUGAGGGGGAUUAAGCCGACGGACUUUUCCCAUGUGCGCAAAACUGCAGAAACCAUCUUGGGUCGGAACCGGUCGUCACGAACGGGUCAAUAUCCCGCGGGUGUCACCAAGCCUGGCAGCAAGCCGACCUCCUCCUCCUCUUCUUCUAUGGUGCCGGUGCCCGCGCCGUCCGCCGGUCUCUCGCAACCCCGAAGCAGCAAGAGCAGCUCCAAGACGCAGGAUCCGAUCAUCCUGCUGUCGCCUUCCGCAUCGUCUCUUAUCCGCAUGUCCAAUGUGCGCUCAUUCCUCGAGGAGGGCGUCUUCAUUCCGCCCGAUCACCCCACGCUGGCAACGGGGACGAACAGCAACAUCCUCUAUAUCAAUCGACCCCUGCGCAUCCAAGGCAGCUCCUCUAAUACCCCUCUCCCUCACUCCAGGUCCAGCGCGUCCUCCUCCGGCUCUCGCAAGCCCACUCGCUUCAUCCUGGUGGACAGCACCGCCAACUUCCGGCCGGAUUACUGGAACCGCCUGGUGGCCGUCUUCACCACGGGUCAAACCUGGCAGUUCAAAUCUUACAAGUGGUCUUCUCCGCCCGAGCUGUUCAAACACGCCACGGGUGUCUAUGUGGGCUGGCGCGGGGAGGACAGUCCGCGCGAGGUCCGCAAUUGGGGUCGUGGGGUCCAGAGCUUCUCGGUCGAGAGAUGGGACGAGAAGGGCGGGGUGAACGGGUCCGGGCGGUGGAGAGAUCGCGAGGUCGUCGAGGGCAUUUGGUCGGCAAUUGAGGAAGGCAUGCGACUGAGAGGCUGGGCGGGCAAGUAA
Messenger RNA from Aspergillus fijiensis CBS 313.89, 1581 nucleotides. Its product is annotated as CDC73 C-terminal domain-containing protein. The record is from RefSeq and is a predicted model, not a curated record. Gene Ontology annotation, biological process: positive regulation of transcription elongation by RNA polymerase II; transcription elongation by RNA polymerase II. Gene Ontology annotation, cellular component: Cdc73/Paf1 complex. NCBI's taxonomy places the organism in Eukaryota, Fungi, Ascomycota, Eurotiomycetes, Eurotiales, Aspergillaceae. Gene Ontology annotation, molecular function: RNA polymerase II complex binding. The transcript is spliced from 2 exons. The coding region runs from base 1 to 1581 and encodes 526 amino acids.